GGAAGGUGAGAAGUUUCCAUCAAAGCCAGCACAUGCAAACACAGAGUAAAGAGUCAGCAAUUUAUGCCCUUCUUUUACUUGCAUUUUUUUGAGACAGAAUUUGAUGAUUUCAUUAAUUUCAUCACCUUCCGAAUAAUAGACGUGUCAUUAUAUCAUUCUUUUUUCAAGUCAUUCCCACUUUCUUCUUCUUCUUCUCACCAGAAGUCUCUUUCUCUCUCUAUCUCAUCAAUUUUUCUCCCAAUAAUUGUUUCAAGACAUUCCUAGCUAACCAUGGGAGAGAAGGUGACGAUCAUGGUGCUCAAGGUUGAUCUCCAAUGUCCUUGCUGCUACAAGAAAGUCAAGAAAAUUAUCUGCAAAUUUCCCCAAAUUAGAGACCAGGUUUACAAGGAGAAGGAAAACAAGGUGGAAAUCACUGUAGUAUGCUGCAAUCCUGAGAAAAUUCGAGACAAAUUAUGCUGCAAAGGUGCAAAAGUCAUCAAAAGCAUUGAAAUCCUUGACCCUCCCAAGCCCGAGAAACCCAAGCCCAAAGAUCCCGAAAAGCCCAAGCCCAAAGAACCCGAAAAGCCCAAGCCCAAAGAUCCCGAAAAGGAGCCCGAGAAGCCCAAGCCCAAAGAACCCGAAAAGCCCAAGCCCGAUAAGAAAGUCACGUUCAAGGACCCACCAAAGGACCCGGAAAAACCCAAUCCUGCUCCAAAACAGGAGCAACCUAAACCCCCGGCCCCGGCACCAGCACCGACACCACCUCCAGCACAGCCUCUGCCGAUAUUGGGGCCGGAGCCUUGCGAGUACCCACCGAUUUCCCCGGGGAGAAAUUGCUGCGGGCCGUGCUCGCAAGGAUAUGGCGGGGGGCCGUGUUACUUUGGGCACGGGCCACCACCGCCGCCGAUGCCGCAGCCAUGCUUUGAUGGUUACUAUGUGUACGGGUGCCAUGAUAGGCCAUGUCACGUGACGAGAUGUGAUUACUACUUUAGCGAUGAGAAUCCGCAAGCAUGCUCGAUCAUGUGAUAUAUGUACAAUUUUCAUUUUAUUGUUACGGUGUGAAGGGUAUACAAAGAAGCAUCAGUACACCCUGAUUUGAUCAUUAAAUUUCUGUUUAUUUGAAAAUAAAAUAAACAUAUUUAAUUUUA
Molecule: messenger RNA, 1127 nt
Organism: Salvia splendens (bonfire salvia)
Lineage: Eukaryota; Viridiplantae; Streptophyta; Magnoliopsida; Lamiales; Lamiaceae
Product: pollen-specific leucine-rich repeat extensin-like protein 2
Exons: 3
Coding region: 271-1005 (244 amino acids)
Molecular function (GO): metal ion binding
Source: RefSeq, a predicted model, not a curated record